AUGAGUGAAAUCCAGAGAUUACCUCAAAUGGUGAAUCCAAACCCGGUGCAUCCCAACGCCAAAACAACAACGCUGAUCAACAACGGCACCACCACAACGAAACUGAACAUCCUGUCACCCGUUUGUCGCAACUGUAAAACACAAACCACCCCGCUAUGGCGCCGUGACGAGACGGGCCAGGUCUUGUGCAACGCGUGUGGCCUCUUUUUGAAGCUCCACGGCCGGCCCAGACCCAUCAGCUUGAAAACGGACACCAUCAAGCUGAGAAACCGGAUCAAGCAGCCCAACUUCCUGAAGAAAAACAGCGCCAACACCCCGGAACUCAAAGCCAAGGAGCUGCGUCCGCCGCUGUCGGGCCUGCUGCUGGCGCUGAGCCUGCUGGUGCCCACGUUGCUGAGCAAAAAACUGCCCAGACAGAGCCGUAAAAGAAGUCCUCCUCCGGAUUUCGCCGUGCAGCCUCAGCAUCAACAGCAACCUCCACAGCACCAGCAGCACCAGCCUCAGCACCAGCCACAACACCAGCCUCAGCAUCACGCCAUCCACCAUUUGCCUGGUCUUGCUUCCUCGGCUACGGCGGUUCCACUGCCUCUUUCUCACCCUAGGGUUCCUCUGGGCCAUGCUCCUUUGCCACACCACUUGCACCACCUUCUGGGCAUUUCGUCCCAGGUGCAGCUGUUGCACUAUCCUUCGUCGACACCCACCCAGUUUGCUCCGGGAUUGCAGAGAAUCACCUCUCCGCUUAUGCUCAGCACGACGCUUCUGAAUGCUCGUUCGGUGUCUUCUACGGGUGCUGCUUCUCCUAAAGGUUCGCUUUCGGCUGCCCAGGCUGCUGGUGCUUUGGAGAACAUGCUGAAUGUUCUAGGCCCUUCGGCCACUUUCAAGGGUCCUGGUCACGAGAACAUGAACGGUGUUUCGCUUAUGGGUCCCUCUGCCAAAACGCCAGCCAAGCAAGAUUCGAGGAUUUUGCCAGGAAUUGCUCCUUCCCUGGGCACUUCCACGGGAGCCUCCUCCAACGUCAUUGCGUCUCCUUCGUUUGGUCCUCAGUUCCACUUGGACUCGCCCAAAAGAGACCACCUGGGGCUUCCCAAGCCAUCCUUGCCUCCUCUUCACCAAACGGUGUCCAGAGGCAUGACGCCUACAAAUGGCCCUGGCACGCCUGGUCUGGGUCCAACUUCCGGUCCAUUGCCCUCGAUUCUGAAUCUCCAUCCUGUCAAGACGGAAGAAAUCAGCCAUUUGAGCAGCGAACACGCCAAAAUUGUUCAAAACUCCUCCGGCGAAAGCCAGCCUUCCCAGGCUCCUCAGCAAAGCCAGCAGUCCGGUGAAUCCAGCACGAAUUCUAAUCCUGAGAAACCCACUCAACAGCAGCAGGGCUCCGGUAAUGACGACGGGGACAGGAGCAAUAACAACAAUAACAACAAUAACAAUAACCAGAACAGCCAUGGUGCUCCUGUGCCAACGUCAGCAGAGGGCGUUGCUUACGAAAACACUCUUUUGAAAACCAGGAUCUCCGAGCUCGAACUCGUCAACGACUUGUACAGAACGAGGAUCAUGGAACUCGAAGCAAUGGAGCAAGCCGCUCGUUUAAGGGAAUCUUCCAUGCGCAGAAGGUUGGACGAGGUGAUUGCUUUGCAAAGCCAGAAUGCUCAUGAGGAGGACGAAAAGAAGGCCAAGCAGGAGCCUUAG
Candidozyma pseudohaemuli is the source of this 1683-nucleotide messenger RNA. RefSeq names its product Gzf3p (gene GZF3). The transcript has a single exon. Lineage: Eukaryota; Fungi; Ascomycota; Pichiomycetes; Serinales; Metschnikowiaceae. Gene Ontology annotation, biological process: positive regulation of transcription by RNA polymerase II; negative regulation of transcription by RNA polymerase II. The record is from RefSeq and is a predicted model, not a curated record. Gene Ontology annotation, molecular function: DNA-binding transcription factor activity, RNA polymerase II-specific; zinc ion binding; RNA polymerase II cis-regulatory region sequence-specific DNA binding. Bases 1 to 1683 code for a protein of 560 amino acids.